GAUGGCUUCUUGAUUAAUAUUCAAUAAACAAUCAAAAAAAAAAAGAAAAACUAAAAGAAAAUUUUUAAAUUUUAUUAAUAAAAAAAGGAAAACAUAAGGCAAAUACCAAGUUUCUUUAAUGACAUCCGGUGAAUGGGAUUUACGUGCCCUUAAAGCACUCGAAGAAGAAGAACAAAAAGAAUUUUUGGCCUUAUCACAGAAAUCCCUCUUCGAGCCACCCUCACCGCCACCACAAGCCAAACAGAUAAAUGCACAACAUUUAAUACACUCCGCCUUAACGGAACGUGAAAGAUGCCAACAACCUGCAUCCGUGGCAGCCACAGUGGCGGCAGCAACAUGUAAUUCAACAAAUUAUAUGCAAUUGCAGGCACAGCAAUUACUCAAAUUACCCACUAUCAAUGAACAUCACAAUCAUUCAUACUUGCAAAAGCACAAAACGAAAUCGAGCGACAGUAGUGGGGGAAGACUUAAAUUUACCAAAGUUUUAUCAUUAUCAGCUCACUCCCUGACAAAUCGUUUUGGUAGCGGUGUUAGUGGAGGUGGCGGGGGUUUGAAAAAGGCCAAAAGAGCCAGUGGCUCAAAUUCACCCAGUCAUUAUGGAUCGCCCUCACCUCUUUACACACCGCCACCCACAAGACGUUGCAACACUUUGCAUCACUCACAGCCACAAGCAAGAAAAGCCUUUAAGACUCUACAGCAAUUGGAAAAACAAAAGCAGGAACGCAAACAGGAGGCUCUUAACAAGAAUCGUACCUUGCAGCGCAUAGCAGGCACCAACAAAACCUAUUGGAAAUAUGGCAUACACUCAACGGCCAACUCCAUAACACAACAACAUCAACAGAAGUUGCAGCAAAGAAAAAGUAUAACCUCAGAGUUGGAAUCCAACACCUCAGACGAAUUGGGUUCCGAGGAAACACAACCAAUUGAUAAUGUCCAGCAAUUGCAAGAGGAACGUGAACGUUUAAUAGAUUCACAAAAUAAUAAGGAGGUAAAACCUUCACUGGCUGUACAAUAUAAUGACGAAGAUGAUGACGAUGCGAAUACUGAAGAAAUAGGUUCAUGUUCAGUGCCAUUGGCCACCGACUCUAUGGAAAUGAUGAGUUUAAUGUUAACGGCUGCCUCAACAGCUGUUAAGACACAACCAACUUUAACAUCAUUAACGACAGGCGGCAAUCCACCACCCCCCGAUAUAGCAGCAACUAGUGUCGGUGUUGUUGAUAACACUAUUGGCAUUGCUGAUUUUCCCAAAUACUUUACUCUAAAUCAUCACAAUCUAAGUGGUACAAGUGGUGCUGCCAUGGACAACGAAAACGAAGAAACUGUUGCUUAUGAAGCUUUUCAUAACAUGCUCUCACGGCGCAAAAGCUUUGCGGGCGAAAAACUACUGAGAGCCCAAACCUUGCAACGAAAUUCAAGUUUACAACAUGAUGUCGUAACACAGCCACAACAGAAAUCACAAUCACGUAAUGUUAACAACAGAGUGCUGUUAAAGUCCUCAUCUGUUGAGGCACCUUUGUCAUCGUAUCUGGAUUUUAACAUAAAUUCCACAACCAUUAUAACAAAUCCCCUAAUAACAAACAUAAAAUCUGCCAACAAACAGACGCCGACGACGGCAAUGAAAUCUGUUAAAACCUCUUGCUUGUCGAGCAAAAAACUUUUAACUCCUGCUGCCCUCUUGACAAUACCAUACAAUAAUGGAACAUCCGGCGAAUUGAAUCAACAGCAACAGAAUAAUCAAGAUUGUAACCAAAUGUGUGCCAGUGAACUUCAUCAUCAUCUGCAUCAUCAUCAACAGAAACAGCAACAGCAUCAUUUGCAUGUACAGAAUCCAGCAUAUCAUUCGCAGCAUUUGCAGGCUCAACAUCUUCAUCAUUUGCUGGAUGGCAAUGAGUUGAAUACAUCAUCAUCGUUGAUUAUUGACGAUGAACUUGAGGAACAUAUCAAGCAAUGUUCAUGCUCCUGUAAUCAUAUGGGUUAUGGCAAUUCAAUGGAUUACCAGGUAAGAUUAUUACCUUUUAUGGUUUCUUUAUAG
This is a messenger RNA of Calliphora vicina (urban bluebottle blowfly), 2032 nucleotides long. RefSeq lists its product as uncharacterized. The transcript has a single exon. The record is from RefSeq and is a predicted model, not a curated record. NCBI's taxonomy places the organism in Eukaryota, Metazoa, Arthropoda, Insecta, Diptera, Calliphoridae. Bases 119 to 2032 code for a protein of 637 amino acids.